CAAUCCCAUAUGUUCCACAAGGGGAGAGGAUGAACAUAGCGAUGGACCCUCCCGGAAUAUUAUCCACGCAGGGAGCGGAGACUGAAAAUACCAGAGUUAAGUCCAAUGUUCUGUCCGGCACACAGCCGACUUCUAUGCAGAAGCCUCCUGAACCUCACCAGGAGCCGGAUGCUCAUAUCCAUAGUUUGUCCAGGACCGGCAAUGCGACAAACAGCAAUUUGCCUAACCCAGAAACGCCCUUUGGGGGCCAACACUGAUGAUUUCUCCUGAUAACACUGCCUCUGAUAAGCAUUCAUUCACUAUUAGAAGCAAGCAUUCAAUAAUGAUGCCGGACCCUAUACCGGAAGAAUUGACGAGGCGUCCCUCGAAGAAGAUCAUCUCUGGGUCCUCUGCCGCAGCUACACCGCAGUCAAUUCGUGUAGCAGAGUCUGUUGGGAGCCAAGACAAAAUUCGUUUUCCCUUAACUGCGGAUCAACCAGAUAUGCCUUCAUCCUACGAGGAGAGCCCGAAGUUACCGAUCAUUGCUGUCGAGUGAAGAUAACGACGAUUUGGAAGACCCAGAUUAUGAG
Molecule: messenger RNA, 569 nt
Organism: Aspergillus wentii DTO 134E9
Lineage: Eukaryota; Fungi; Ascomycota; Eurotiomycetes; Eurotiales; Aspergillaceae
Exons: 2
Coding region: 257-535 (92 amino acids)
Source: RefSeq, a predicted model, not a curated record